GGGGUGGGGGGUGGGGGCGAGGGAGGUGUCACCGGCCAUAGGCGGCGGCCCCACUGUCACACGCGAUGCUCUCUCCGUCCGCAGGCCGGGGUCCGGGUUACCAGCCCAGGAGUUCCGGGCCCCUCCCCCGAGGCCGGUGGCCCCUCCCCCCGAGCCAUGGUGGCCGCCCCGGGGGCGCCAGGUCCUAGCCCGGACUCCCAGGAGGCCGCGUCCGCAGUCCCGGCGCCCGAGGCGCCCGCGCCGACCGCGUCGCCUUCGCGGGAGGCCCCGGCCGGCUCUGAACCCUCGCCGUCCCCGCCGCCCCUCCAGCUGCUGCCGCCGCCGCCCGCGAGCCCGGGGGCCGGGAGGCCGCCGCUGCGCCUGGUCGGGUGGGGCGGGAUGGCGGCCGCCGAGUGGCUGGGGGCCGGCCUGGCCCGGGUGCUCUUCUACCCGACGCUGCUCUACACGGUGUUCCGCGGCAAGAUGCCGGGCCGGGGGCACCGGGACUGGUACCACCGCAUCGACCCCACGGUGCUGCUGGGCGCGCUGCCGCUGCGCAGCAUGACGCUCCAGCUGGUCCAGGACGAGAACGUGCGCGGGGUGAUCACCAUGAACGAGGAGUACGAGACGAGGUUUCUGUGCAACUCGUCCGAGGAGUGGAAGAAGUUCGGAGUCGAGCAGCUGCGGCUCAGCACAGUGGACAUGACCGGGAUCCCCACCUUGGCUAACCUCAAAAAAGGAGUCCAGUUUGCUCUCAAAUACCAGGCUCUGGGCCAGUGUGUCUACGUGCAUUGUAAGGCCGGUCGCUCCAGAAGUGCCACUAUGGUGGCAGCGUAUCUGAUUCAGGUACACAAGUGGAGUCCAGAGGAGGCUGUAAGAGCCAUCACCAAGAUCCGGUCACACAUCCACAUCAGACCUGGCCAGUUGCAAGUUCUCAAAGAGUUCCAUAAGAUUACUUCAGAAGCAGCAAAGAAUGAGACUGUGAUACACCAAUGACAUGAAGUACAUGGGUUAGAAGGAACUCAAUACAGCCCAGCCCUGCUUAAUAUGGAAUAUAGUUUACCAGGACUGAAGGGGCUUAAGCCCAUCCUUGACCUAACUGAAAUCUACUAAGUAAUGGAUAA
Messenger RNA from Oryctolagus cuniculus (rabbit), 1103 nucleotides. RefSeq names its product protein tyrosine phosphatase mitochondrial 1 (gene PTPMT1). Gene Ontology annotation, molecular function: phosphatidylinositol-4,5-bisphosphate 5-phosphatase activity; phosphatidylglycerophosphatase activity; phosphoprotein phosphatase activity. Gene Ontology annotation, biological process: protein dephosphorylation. Gene Ontology annotation, cellular component: mitochondrion. The record is from RefSeq and is a predicted model, not a curated record. Lineage: Eukaryota; Metazoa; Chordata; Mammalia; Lagomorpha; Leporidae.